Molecule: messenger RNA, 1019 nt
Organism: Culex pipiens pallens (northern house mosquito)
Lineage: Eukaryota; Metazoa; Arthropoda; Insecta; Diptera; Culicidae
Product: microfibril-associated glycoprotein 4-like
Exons: 5
Coding region: 31-972 (313 amino acids)
Source: RefSeq, a predicted model, not a curated record
UUUGCGCUCGUCUGAAGCUGUUUCAAUAAAAUGUACAAGGUGGUUUGGUUGCUACUGUGUUCCGGGAUUUGCAAGAGUUUGUCAACAAACAAUACCAACGAUGGGUUUGGCAACGAAAUAUUGCUGGCUAAGAUGAACUUUUUGGAAAAUAAGCUUAAGGAACUGCAAGUGGAACUUAAGGAACAAAGUGAAACCAUUUUACAUAAGCUGGAAUCUAACAAGCGGGUUCUGAUCGAGCAAAACAGUGAAAUUAAGCAAUCAAUAUUCGAAUUGCGCCCAAGUAGACAUCCCUCAGAUAAUAGCAAUAUUCUAGAUUUUUUAAUUGGGAACACUACUUCACAAAUCCGAUCGACGAUUGCUUCCUGUAAAUCGUCCACAAAAUCAGGAAUAUACCUCAUGGCCGUAGAUCAAGCAAACAAGUUUGAGGUAUAUUGUGAACAAAAACUCUACGCUGGAGGCUGGGUUGUAAUCCAAAAUCGUUUCAAUGGGUCAGUUGAUUUCUACAGAAAUUGGACCGAGUACAAAAAUGGGUUCGGUGAUCUAAACGGCGAGUUCUGGCUAGGACUAGAUAAAAUUCAUGCGUUGACCCAAACUAAAGUUCGUGAGCUGUUGAUUCAUGUUGAGGAUUUCGCUGGAAAUGUCUACUACUCAAAGUAUGGGGGGUUUGCCAUCGGUAGUGAGGAUGAGUUAUUCGACCUUAAAACGUCACUCUUCUUCCACCAAAGUGGCACCAUGGGGGAUUCUUUGACGCAGCAUAGGGGACACAAGUUUACCACGUACGAUUCCGACAACGAUACGUAUGGUCCGGGAAACUGUGCAGAAUUGUAUCAUGGAGCUUGGUGGUACAAUCGGUGCCACAACAGUAAUUUAAAUGGAUUGUACAAAGAUGCGGAAAAUCCUGAAACAAUGAGUUGGCGUGCAUUUGAUAGCAACUAUCAAGGAUUGAGUGCGUCGAAAAUGAUGAUCAAAUAAAAUAUCAGCCAAUUUUUUUUAUAAGGGCGGUUCCCAUGAAUUUAAUU